Molecule: messenger RNA, 2550 nt
Organism: Mustela lutreola (European mink)
Lineage: Eukaryota; Metazoa; Chordata; Mammalia; Carnivora; Mustelidae
Gene: CTCFL
Product: CCCTC-binding factor like
Exons: 8
Coding region: 25-1143 (372 amino acids)
Source: RefSeq, a predicted model, not a curated record
CGAACCUUCCACUGUGAUAGCUGCAUGUUCACCUCUUCUAGAAUUUCGAGUUUUAAUCGUCACAUGAAAACCCACAGCACUGAAAAGCCGCAUAUGUGUCACCUUUGCCUGAAAGCUUUCCGCACCGUCACUCUUCUGCGGAAUCAUGUCAAUACCCACACAGGAACCAGGCCCUACAAGUGCAGUGACUGCGUCAUGGCAUUCGUCACCAGCGGAGAACUGGUCCGACACAGACGCUACAAACACACUCACGAGAAGCCCUUCAAAUGUUCCCUGUGCAAGUACGCCAGCGUGGAAGCCAGCAAGCUGAAGCGUCACAUCCGCUCGCACACGGGGGAGCGUCCCUUCCAGUGCCUUCUGUGCAGCUACGCCAGCAAGGACACCUACAAGCUGAAGAGGCACAUGAGGACACACUCAGGCGAGAAGCCGUACGAAUGCCACGUGUGCCACGCUCGCUUCACCCAGAGUGGCACCUUGAAAAUACACAUCGUACAGAAGCACAGCGAGAAUGUCCCCAAGUACCAGUGUCCGCACUGCGCCACCGUCAUCGCAAGGAAGAGUGACCUGCGUGUCCACCUACGCAACCUGCACACGUACAAGGCCACGGAGAUGAAGUGUCGCUGCUGCUCUGCGGCCUUCCAUGAACGCUACGCCCUCAUUCAGCACCAGAAGACUCACAAGAACGAGAAGAGGUUCAAGUGUGAACACUGCAGUUACGCCUGCAAGCAGGAACGUCAUAUGACCGUUCACAUCCGCACCCACACGGGGGAGAAGCCAUUCACCUGCCUCUCGUGCAGUAAAUGUUUCCGGCAGAAGCAGUUGCUAAACGCGCACUUCAAGAAAUACCACGAUGCCAGUUUCAUCCCGGCCGUUUACGGAUGCCCCAAGUGUGGCAAAGGCUUCUCCCGCUGGAGUAACAUGCAGAGACACUCGACGAAGUGUGGCGCGGGGCCAGGAAAGCCGGCUGCCUCGGGGAAAGUGAGAAGAAGCAAGAGAAAGCUGGCCGUCCGAAAAGAAGCAGUCCAGGAAGACGAAGUUGCCGCUAAGAAGGUGUCCCCCGUGAGGCUGGAGCAGUGCCCGGGAGAGGUGGUUCCUGUGCCCUACGGAGGUGUCGCACCUGAAGGAGUGACCUGUGACGGCUGAGCUGCGGAGACUGAGAGUUCCCGUUUGCAGCGGUUACCUGCUCAACGAGUUAGAAGUUCGUAGAGUCUUCUUUGAAACAACUAAGUUCACGACACUGGAGGGUCUCGAUUUUUCCAAAGUUUGGGGUUAGUGCCAAGAAUUGUUUGCCUUUCUUUCUUUCUUUUUUUUUUUUUUUUUUUGCCUGGAUAGUUCAAAAAGCAAUACUUGUCUUUUAUAAGAGGUCCAUAUCUUGACUUGGAGGAUAAAACCUCAAACCUAUGAAUUCAUUCACUUGAUAUUGGCAGGGUGGCCUGCCAUGAAUGGGCAGUGGUCUGGGGGGGACCUGGUUAUUUCAGCUGUCAAUACAGACUGUUUAGUCCUCCAGCCAACAGCCAAAGCUAAGAUACCUUAUGUUAAAUUGCACACACCCUUUCUAUUUCUACUAUGAUUUUUUAAACCCUUUUAAAACUAAUUUUAUAUCAUUUUUGAAUACAGAUGAAUUUUCCAUAAAAAUUUAAAGUUACCGUAAUAUUCUUAAUUAGUUCUAAAUUCAGAAAAAAAAAAAAAGAUCUUAAUAUUGUGGGGGGAAAAAGCUGAGUAGGAGAUGAAAACAUUUCCAUUAGACUAGAUGGUGAUGCGUAAUUAUUUUACUUUGGUUUCUAUGAGCAAGGUUCACUUUUAGAGUUUAUAGUCUUCCUAAAUUAUGUUUUCUGGCAGGUAUGAAAUUUCCCUAGUGACAUUCCGAUGUCACCUACUAGGAUAGAGUUCAUCACCCUCUUCUUUUACUAAAACUACUUUGUUGAUGCUUUUUUAUGUAAGUGGCAGAGUGAAAAGAAACACAAUGAAAUGUUACUGAUAAUGAAAUGUUUACUCGUGAAGAAAUUGUACUUAGCAUGUCAUGCCCUAUAAUUGGUAUUUCUCCUUUGCCAGUUGGAGAGACUUUUCUCAGCUCUGAGCAGCAUGCAAAAUGCCUCGAGUACUUAAAAUUAACUAGCGCGCAUCUUUAUAAUGAUAUAUUUUUUCCAUUCUUUUCUUCUUAGCGAAGCAGUUGUUUGUUCUGAACGUCUCUCCCCCCAGUUUAAAAUCAUCCAUAGGUCCCCAAUUCUGGUUUUUUGCCUUUACUGAGAUGUUACUGGCAAAUAAAGUUGUGAGACAGUAAACACGUGCGUCAGGAUGAUUUGCUACACAGGUGCAUUGUGUAAGGACACCUCCCCCAUCCGGUUAACUAAACUCAAAUUCUUAAAAUGCUGAUCUGCUGAUCUUCAAAGUCCAGCAGCCCGAACACGUAGAGGCCCUGCCGGCUGGAAGGGCAUUGUAUUCUUUUCAUCAGAGCCAAUUAACUGAGUUCACAUAAUGAGGCUUAAAUUCUAUAGUUUAUUGUAUGCUAUUGUGACUUUUUGUAACACCAUCUUUGUUGUUUGAAGCUGU